AUGGAGAUUAAACCAAUUAUUAGUGCAAAUGGAAUUAGAAAUUUGAAGAAUGUGAAGACUUUGAUUAUUAAAAUUGUGAUGAUAUAAGUGAAAAAUCUGAUUGCCUCAAUUCUAACAUUAAUAAUUUUAGUUGCUCAUGGACAAGUAGUGAAUCAUGUAAGAAAUUUGAUUGUUUAAUUGAUAAAUAGUGCCCAAUUUAAAAAUGCUCAUUUAUAAAUGGUACUUGUUCAUAUCCAACAAAUGAAUUAAAUUGCUCAGCUAUACCUUAAGAUUAAUGUAAUUCUACCUUUAAUGGAAAAGGACUAUCAUGUUAUUUAAAUGAUUUUGGGUAAUGUAAAUUAUUUGAUAACUCAAAAUUGA
Paramecium primaurelia is the source of this 360-nucleotide messenger RNA. Lineage: Eukaryota; Ciliophora; Oligohymenophorea; Peniculida; Parameciidae. The record is from the annotation of a GenBank genome assembly.